UUCCCUUUGUGUGUUCGACAGGAGUUGGGGUCCGUGUCGUCCCGUGUGGAGGGCAGCAACAACACGCUUAAUCAUGGACCCAGGGAAGAGUUCACCAUGUUCCCGCCAGCCGGCAUCUCCCACCUCUCACUCUCCUCUACGCAGAUCAACUUCGAGCCGCUACCAGAUAUCCGACCCCGUCCAGGGGGUAGGGAGGCUCUGGUCACAGACAAGACCCUGCCGGUCUCCUUCCCCGCCCAGAGCGUCGUCAACACCCAGCCCGCCCUCCCCACCGAUGACUGGUUUGCGGCGCCGCAUCAGAAUUUCCCGCGUAACCAGCUGCAGUACGUGAGAGAGAUUGGCAAAGGCUGGUUUGGUCAGGUUUUGGAGGGUCGAGCCACUGGAAUAUUCAGCGACCACACCAAAGGGGACUCGCCAGUCCCAUCUACGGUGACCCCCACCACUUGCUCUCGGGGCCAGACGCCAGUCGCAGUCAAGGUCUUGCGGGAGGAUGCCACCCCAACUGAGCAGAUGUAUUUCCUCCACGAGUUAAAACCAUAUCGUGAUUUGUCGCACCCAAAUGUUCUCAAAGUCUUGGCUCAAUGCUUGGAAACAGAGCCACUCUUAAUUUUAAUGCAGUUGUGCCCCAGGGGGGAUCUGAAAGCUGUGGUGAGACAUGACAAGUCCCUCUCCGAGUCGGCAGUACUGCGCAUGGUGGUAGAUGUGGCAGCCGGACUCAUGCACAUGCAUUCUCGCGCCUUCAUCCACACGGACCUUGCCGCAAGGAACUGUGUGGUUGAUGAAGAUUACACCGUGAAAAUUGGAGAUUAUGGUUACAACAUAGAUUUUUACAAAAAUGAAUAUUAUUGUGCUGGAGAGGUGGCUUUGCCAUUAAGGUGGUGUUCUCCAGAAACAUUAAAGUGUACAGAUACCACUAUAGAAACAAAAGAGGUUACUACAGCAGCAAAUGUCUGGAGUUUUGGAAUAAUAAUGUGGGAAAUAGCAAGCCGAGGAGAACUGCCGUACACAAACCUUGAUGAUGACCAGGUUAUACAGCAGGUCAUUGUGGAUCAGUCUUGUAUACUGGAGUCUCCCAAGUCCCUGGAGUUACAUGCAGACAAGCUAUAUAACAUUAUGAAGCAGUGCUGGUACACAGAAUAUUCCAGACCUCCCAUGACUUAUAUUUAUUCUUUACUGAUGCAUCUUUGGGAGAACUCGACUGUUACCUGCCAAGAUUCAUCGUCCAUAAGUGAUUUUGAGCGACGAUGGGACCAGCUUCAGCAGCAACACUGCCGAGACCACAGUAUUAUGAACGUUACUAACACCUCUGAUCUCAGGUUUGAAAGUGACUUCAGUCUGUCAGUAUCUGGGCAUCACCGGUUUGGAGGGACUCUGUCACCAAGUUUGCAAAAUCUUCGUGGUUCAGUGGAGGACCUGGAUGCUAAGAUGGCAGCCAAAUUUGGUUCAGCUCUUCCAUCAUGGCUUGGAAUGGAACCAGGACAACCCAUUGAUAGUUUGACCCAGGAGAUAACAGAUGCCAUACUCAAAUUGGAUGAUUACUUAGCUGGAGAAAAGUCAGAACCCAGUACCACUCAGGCAUCACCCGAGAAAGGAGGGAUCAAUUUUAAACUUGGUAAAGAUUCUUUUGUAUCUAAUCCUCCAGAAUCAAAGCUUGCUAGAGUGGGCAGACUAUCUGUUGAAGAAGAAAGUGAGCAUCCAAGCCUGGCAAGAACAUUAUCAGGAGAGGAUGAAGGUUUAACAAUGAGACUAGAACAAGGCGAGUUUACAGAGCUGGUGAGAUUGAAAAGCCAGAGCGUUCAAGACUUCAUGAAGUUAACAGUAGUAGAUGAUGGCAGUGACUCUGAUAAUACCAGUCAGAGAAAUUCCUUAGCUUUUGAACCUUUAGCUCAGGAGAAAACAUGCUCCAGUGAGGGCAAUAUAAGAGAAGCUCUCAGGGACAUUAAGUUUAUGGGUGAUCUUGAGAGAUUACAAGCAGAGCAUAGAUAUUCUAUUAUUUCAGAAGCAAGCAGAGAGAAUCCAUCUUCUAUUGAAUAUAGAAACCAGGAUUUCGACUUUGACCCAUCCUUCAGUCAGUCGGAUAUACUUGUAGACUCUGAAGCAGGAUCUACAGAAAAAUUAGCUACCAGUACAGAAUCGGAUAAUUCAAAUAUCUUCCAUGAAAGACAAACUAGUGAACAUGAUCCUUUUUUAGGUGAAAUUAUCUCCUCUGUACUUACAGAGGAGAAUAAAAUGGAAGUCUGUGAUACCAAAGAAGAUAGUAACUCUACUUAUUUUGGAGAUAGUUCUGUUGGACCAAAACCUCUUCCAGCAUCACCAGAUUGUGUUGUAUCUUCCAGAGAACCUAAACCAGUUGCUCUUCCAGAUAUUGUUGUGCAUGAUGCUAGUGUAAAACUUAGUACCCCAAGCCCACCACCAGUUGACAGCCCUCUUCAAAUUAGAAAUAACAAUCAACCAAAGGAAUUUCGUUUCAUAUUUGAAAAUCAAACUGACUCGUCCUCAGCUGGCAACUCUAGGUUUACGUACAAGAAUGAGCAAGAAAGUUUAUUCCAGUCAGACUCGGUGAUAUUCAGCGAGAAUAUUCGAAAUACGGAUAUGAAUAAAGUUGAUGAGUGUGAUGGUAGUAAUAAUCAUGAGAUUAAUUAUCAAAGAAUAAGUAGCAGUCAUAAGAGUGACUCAUCUAUAGGAAAGCACUCGCUGGAAAAUGAACACGAGAGUGAAAGCAAAACGGGUGAUAUUAGUAAAUUUCUUACAUAUAUGCAAGACAAUUUUAGAGACCGAUUAACAAGCACUCCAUGUAAAAUAAAUAGUGUAGGGAAUGCAGUACAGGCAGAUGAUGUAGAUGAUAAAAAAUAUAGAUCUGGUUUUUCAAGUAAUGAUACAAAUACUCAUGAUUCAGAUUAUGAAGAUAGAGAAUCAUCGCUUAACACAGUGCAUUUUACUACAAGCAGUCAAGAUAAUAAAGAGGAUGAACAGCAAGUAUUUGUUGACAGAGAUAGUAUUGAAGUCCCAAGCUAUAAACCAGAAAAGAUUAUUACAGGAGAAGAUGUUGUGAUAGGAGCUUUAGACGAUUAUUCACUUGACCUUUAUAGAGCUGUCAAGUCCACAGAGAUUUCCUUGACAAAUGAGGAGUCCUUGCAAAAAACUUUUUCAUUUGAGGAUGAUAUUAAGGCUUUUUCAUCAGCAAUACCAAAGGACUAUGUAUCACAUGAAGAUAGUGUAACCAAAAAUAAGGUGAUAGGGAUUGAAGUUGAUCUUGAACAGUGGGAUAAAUUUCUGGGUAGCACAAUGAAUGGGGACAAAAUAAACUCUGAUAUCGUUUUUAAAGAAAAUUUUGAAGAAAAUAUUUCUGUAGAUGAUAAAUUGGCAAGUGACAUAUCAGAUAGUGUGUUUGAAGAUAGUGAACAUAGUGUUGAAAGUAAAAAGGAAUUUAAAUCAGAUAACACAUUUGUGAAGUAUAAUUCAUCAGAUUUACAUAGUACUUGUGAUGAAAUUCGUGACAUUAUGGCUAAUGACAGUGAAGUGGAAUGUGACAAUAUUGAAACUCGUCCAGAAGUUGAUGUGACUAUGUUCUUUAACUCAGAGUCAAGUGUUACUUCAAAUGUUGGGAACUCAUCAAAUGACUUGCCUCAACGUAGACCAAAAAGUAAUAUAAAUAUGUUAAACUUAAAGGCACUUUCAGAUGAUAUGAUUAGUCCACAGUCUGGAUGUAGUGAUGAAUCUUAUAUUACAGCUAAGUCAACACCACACACAACGAAGGUGUACACACCAACCGAUGUGUUGGAUAUUUUCAGGACACCGGCACAAAAAUGUGAGUGGGACCAGAGCACACCUGUCACUGAAGGCAACUCUCAAAGUUCCAAAAAUAGUAUGUCUCCAAAGAUCCAUCAGGAUGAUGCGACAGUGUGUUCCGAGAGUAGUUCAUCUGUUAUUCUUGACAUGCAUUCAGAUAAGUUAAGCUAUAGGAGAGAAGCAUCUGUUGAUUGUGGUUUAGAAGCUGUUUCUCAAAAUUCUGAUAAAGACACCUUGCAUUCUUCUGUAGAUAUAGCUGGAAAUGUUUUAAAUAUAAUUUCAAAACCUGUAAAUACACACAUGAUUGCAAAUCAAAAUACUAAUUCAGAAGCUAUUAAUAAUAACUCUAACAUACAAAACAGUAUUAAAAUUAGAGAUUUUGUUUCCAAGACUUCAUCUACUCCAGUUGACUCAAAACUUGGCUUAACAUCAGAUAUGUUAAGCCUUGAAAGUAUUAGUUCUACAUUAAAUAUUGAUUCUUGUACACAGAGAUUAGAAGAAUUAGAUGGAAGUAAACAAGAAAAUAUCAUUAUAAAAGAUGAUUUAUCACCUAGUGCUUAUGAAACCAAAUUAAAAUCCGAUGAUUGUUGGAAUUCUCAAGAAAGUCAAGAUUCAGCUGUAGAAAAUGAUGAAGCAGAGAAUGGAGAUUUUUGGCAACAACAAAUGAUGGCUUGGCAAGAGGCAGCAUUUCAGACCCGACAGCUCCUUCAACAAGCUGCUGGAGGAAGUGGUACUUCCUUAGCAGAAUGUAAAGGCUCGCAGGAAGAUUUGUUAGAUGCAAGCCCUCGAAGUGAUAGCUCGUCCACAAAAAGUCUAUAUUCAUCAUCUGAUAUGUUGAGUUUGGACGAUGAAGGCACAUAUGUUUCUUAUAACACAACAGAUGAUGAAGAAGUACUUGGGUACAAACCAGAAGACAUCAAUGCCUUACGAGCUGAAUUAAACCUGAAACUUGGAAGUUUACAAGAAGACAAAGAGCAGUUGGAGCCUGAAGAGCCAGAUGAUAUUUCAUCAUCAGACAGAGAAAAUGUUACCAUUAAUUAUAGAGGUAUUAUAACUACAACUCUUUCUCCAAUUAAAGAAGAAAGCUUCUUGGAAGAUGAUGAUUCACCAUCGAAAAAAAGCACUAUUAAAAAUACUAAUAACUUAGAUUCUGUACAUGAUCAAAGUAUUGAAUUUGAAGAACUAUUAUCAGUGCCACUUGGUGAUACAUUUAUUGUUUUUGAAGAUGCUUAUGAAACUGUUGUUAAUGAGUCUGUUGUUGAUAACCAGCAGGAAGUAUCAUGUAAAUUUUCUCCUGAAGAAAUUGAGCAAAGUAUUACCAUGGUAGAUGGCCAGUCUAGUGAAAAGAGAGAGACUAAUGACUGCAAUAAUGCUGAGGGACUGCAAAAUGGUGCAAGCUUAAUAAGCACUUUGGAAACAAUGAAUGAUUGUUUAAGUCUUGAGAAUACUCAUGAUAGUUUAAUAUUGGAAGAUUUGGAUGAAGAGAACGGUGUACGGUCCAUUCAGAUAUAUGAUUCAGGAAGUGAUCUAGAUGCUGAAGAUAUUUUAGUUGUUGAUACUGAGACUAAUGAGGCCAAGAUUAUUGACAGAGGAAAACCCAGAAGUCAUUUGGCUUUCAUAAAUGAUCAGGAAGAAGAACAAGUAGACGCGAAAGAUACAAGCUCGUUUGUUUACGAAGAGUCGGAUGACGUAGCUCCCGAGUCCAUUCCAUCUGUUGGAGGGUCGCGCUUUGAUGAAAUGCGUCACCGUGAAGAAUUUCUUAGAAAUAACCCUUCUUGGGAGAAACCAGUUAGUAUUCAAUCUGAAAGCUAUGGAGGAGAUUCUGAAUCUCAACCUGAGAGAGAGUUUGUUGUUUCUGAUGCAGCCCCAGAAUCUCCACAGGGAAUUCAAGUUCCACAUUAUCACUCAUAUUUUACAUCUGCACUCAGUACCAUAUCACAUCCAAAUGUCAGUAUAGAGGAACCUGUGAUUUUUGAACAAGUAGAACAUAUCUCUCUUCCAUACGAUGUAAAUUAUCCAUCUGCAGGUGAACAGCUGCAUAGCUUAGAAGAUUUUGUUGAGCAAGUAGAAGAUAUGGAAGAUCAUACUAGCAGUGAUAACAAAGAAGAGACUAAAAUCAGUGAAAUAGAAGAUGAUGAUGAUGAUAAUGCCCCAAUAAAACUGAAUUUCUUAGGUCGACUCUACUCUGAUGAAUCUGAAGAAAAGGAUGAGCAGAAAAUUUUGAAAUCUUGUGAGGCAAGGGAAGCAACUCUUCUUUCCGACUCUGAAAAUGAGGAUUCUAGUGACAAACAAGUCGGCCACUCUAAGAAGCCAAAACUUGGAGACAUAAAUCAAAUGACCACAACAGAAUUAUUGGCUGCUCCAAAUUAUCAGAUCACUGACCAUGAAGAAAUUGAAGAACAUCUUGAAUUACAAGAACAGAACGAAGAAGAUUCUGAAGAUGACGAAUAUAGUCCAAGUCAGAGCCCCAGAAAAUUGGACCUUGCAGGGUUACCAGAAUCUCCAGACCCCAGGUAUACUCCUGACUGGGAGAGUGACUCUGACAGUGAUGGAGAUAGCUCCUCUACCAGUGGGGAAUUCAUGUGGAGACAAGAGGAGGAGGAAAAAGGGGGGAGUAAAGAAGAUAUAGAGAGACAAGAAGAGCCAGGGGAACAGUGUCAACAGGCCAAUUAUAUCCUGGAUGUUAUUGAAGAAGAACCAGAAGACGAUAUGGACAGGGGAGAAGAUGAAGGAGAUUUCUCAGAUGACUCUGAAAGUGGAGAAGAGGAAUUUACCCCCUCCAAGUGGAACUGUGACCUUACACCCUCACAUUCACUCCUCAAGAGUCCCCAGAACAGACCUAGCUUGAAGAAAAGAGUACGCUGGAAACGUCAGCGCCAUCAUAGAGUAUAUGAAUAUCCUCCAGAGCCACGUUCCUGGGAGCAAACACCGACUGAACCUCACCGGCGAUCAUGGGGACGUUCCUCGCUAGAUUACCUCAGCCUUGCAGAUUGGGAGCUUGGAGCUGAUGAAUUUAUUGGGGAUGACAGUGGUGACAUGGAAGAUUACGUAUACCGCAAACCCAGUCGACCUGCACCCCCACCUCCUAUAUAUAGCCUGGGGUCUGUUACCUAUGAUGAUGGUGCUGAAGGAUUUCUUGUGGACAAUGGAGAAUUCUAUAUACGCUCAUCUGGCUCACCCUUCACAUUCACCAGUUCAUCAUUCUCUGCCUCUGACUUUUUCCCCGGCAGUCAUUCUGCUGAUCUGGAUAUAAUAUUUAGUGGGCCUCCCCAAACGUCUGGACUCUCAGAAGCUUUGUCAAGUAAAUUAGUAGACAAUGUGAGUGUUGAGAGUGAGUUGGUGUAUAGUGAUGAACAAACAAGACAAAAUAGUUCAGGUGAUGAUGGCAGCACCUCAGUCAGUGACGCUAGCCACACACUCCCAAAUUAUCCAGUAAUUGAGGAGAGUGAACAGUCGUCUCCUUCAAAUACUGGCCUCGGUCAGCUGAGACAUACAAGAGAUAAAUUACGCUUGGAAAUACCCACGAUAUCUCUGGCAGGUGAUGCUGCAAAGAGCACAAUAAUUGCCCUUGAAAAUGGUGAAAGUAGAAUAGAAAAAUAUAAUGACCAAAUUUCUUCAAGUAUAAAUCUUAAAAGAACUGAGCCAGAAGUGAGUGAAGUAUGAGUUAAAUUAAACUUAGAUUGAAAAUAUAUUAAUAUAAACUGGAACUACGCUUAAGACUGUAUCAUAAAGUUUUGUGCAUAUGAACUGUAUUGUAUUUAUAUCUCAGGACAUUGAAAUGAAAAAUAUUAUAGAUAUUAGAUACAUGUAGAAUGGUUAUCUGUGUACAGUCACUAUAAACACACACAUGAAUGAAACCUGUGAGGUAACAAAGAUUUCCUUGGAGUAUAUGUACAUAUCUGAAGUUGUCGAUACAAUCUAACAAUAUGUCUUUAGUUAAAUCUAUGAGCUGAAGUGCUUUCAACAAUCAACUCAUUCAUAUCAGUCUGAAAUAUGUACUUGGAUCACAAAUACCAAUGUUACACUUACAAAAAAUGUUUAUAAUGUAUAUUUUUUCAAUAUUUGUAGAGUGCAACAAAUUUUUUCAUGCUGAUUGAUGUCGUGCUAUUAAAUGACAGUUCUGUUACAAUUUAGCAAAAGCAUAUUGAUACUGAAAUAUGAGACUGCUGGCAUGUUUUUCUCUACUGAUAACUACUCGGUUAAAAAGUCUGACACAUUAACUAUGUAUAUGUACCAAUGUUAAAAUUGUUCUUGAGUAUAUAUAAUCAUGAUUAAGUACUGUCUAUGUAAAUACCUAAAAGUUGGAGGAUUCAUAUAUAUAUAUACAUAUAUAUAUAGUGUUCAAGUGAUGAAAGUGACCAUCGCCAGUUUUAAACCAUAAGAGCAGCCUGGGUAUUUUUUUCUGUUUUCUAAAAAUGUCAAAUUAGCCUUGUAGUAAUGGUACUGUAUUCAGGUUUGCAAGUGGUGGGGAUGUCACGCACAAAGCACAACUAGUGCCUCUACUGUGUCUUAGGAGAAACAAUGCUGCCGUCCACAAUGCCUCUUGUAUAUUUCCAUUAUGCACUGUAAUAAAAUGAGCUGCUUUAUGUAAUUUGUAGGAUCAGGAAAGUGAUUUAUUUAAGUGACAAAUAUAAUGACUGAACAAGCAUGAACUCCACGCACUUCUAGAUACAUUCAUUAUGUUUGGCCAUGUUGCAAUGCAGUAUUGUCAAAUUUUAUGAAGGGUGUUGCUGAGACUCUUCUUGGUUCAUUAUAUUUCGGUUAUUUGUCUUAAAUGGAUGCCUUUUCAAAGUUUAAAUUUAAAGACUUUAUAAAGUUCCACUUAGAUAUAUGAAUUUAAUAUACUGAAGUAUCUAAAGACAAGUAACAGUCUUCAUAACUUAGUUCCAGUCAUUUUCAUUUUAAUUAUUUUGUUAACUAGGAAACAAUAAAUUUUGGGUCCUAAUUUCAACUUCUUGAAGUGCUAAUACUGAACAGUUUUUUAUUUGUCAGUUUAAUUACAUGACUUAAUUUCAUAAUAGUUCUAGAUCUCAUUACUUUAACUGUCAUAAUUGUAAGAACUACAUUCAUUAAUUUUUAGCAGAAUAAUAAUACUGUACAUCAAAGUUUUUUGAGCAAGUUUAGAAAUAUUAAAUAAAGGUAUUAGAAUGUGGCUUGGACAGGUUGAGCAUCAUUGCUUAAACUGACAAAUGAUGUGAGAAAAAUUAUCUUUGGCUUGGCAGGGUCUGUGCAUCUCAUCUUUCUCUCACGAGUGUUGGCAAGUCGAGGUUAAAAUACAUUUGUUAUUGCAAAGUAAUAUAUAAUUAAGAAGUACUGUUUGUAUAUGUACAGCAUGUACUCUUUCAUCAUUUUCAAAUUGUGCAACUCUUGUCACAGUUCAAAACUUGAGGCGAGUGGUUUUAAGAUUUGUUGCAGGUUAUAUAAAAAAUAAUAAUUAAGCCAUUGCAAUUGUUUUUUUUGUUUUGUAAACUAAUUAGUUACAUGUUUACACACAUUGUGUUUGGAGGCCUGGUCGAGGACCGGGCCGCGGGGACACUAUAGCCCCGAAAUCAUCUCAAGAUAACCUGGAAGGUUACUACAUUUUUAUAGGUAAAAUUUAAGUCAACUUGAGCACUGUUUCUUGUAUUAAUUGCUUUGCUGUGCAUAUAUUACCUAGUAAUGUCCAUGAUAUACACGCAUGCGCGUGAUAGCUAGCGGCUCCUCUACAUUUCAGGGAUGCCGAGUGGUAAAAUGUAGAUAGAUUAGUACCUGUAUUUAGUAACUCCUUAAGAAGAAUUUUGUGUUUCUCACUCGCAAAUAAAUACUGUACGAAGAUUAAUAAUAAUUCUGUAUUGGCAUAUAACACAGCUCCGUUCAUUCUGCCACGUCUUGAGCAAUGUUUAAAAAAUGUAUAAGUAAACAUUCUAUCCAUGCUUCACCUCCUUUACGUUCAAGAAUAGAAUAAUUUGAUUUUGUCUUCCAUGUUUAUAUUUUUGUUGGAUGCAAUUGAUUGUUUCCAAGGCUGCCUUGUCCAUGCUACAUUUUGAGAACUAGCAUUGCUUGUGAAUUAGUAGAUUCAGUGAUACCAAAAAAUAUUAUAAUAUAGGAAGCUAGAUAAAAGAUGUUUAUGUACUGAAAGCUAAAUUAUAGCUGGAUGUUUUUGUAAUAAUUGGUCUCAAGAGUGUAAGAUGCUCGCUCAUCCUUCCUACCAAAACCUACUUCCCCAGUCAUUGUAAUAUUUAGCGACACGUGCUCUCUGGUGUAAAUGGCAUGUAACUGAAAUUGUCCCAGUUAUGAUGGGACUCAUAGUGUAAAAGUAAAUGAAGUUAGAAAUAGUUGAUGAACUAGUAGCAUUAAUUUUUAUAUGAGAAUUGAAGAUAAUACUGGAAUUACCUUGAAGUUCAUCAAUUACAUUUUUAGCAUAGUUAUGAAUGUUAUUUACUUGAUGUUUUCCUUCUAAUGCCAUGGAUGCUCUAAAGCUGUAGGAGUCUUAUGUAUAAACAUCUUAGUUGUCUUUUAUAAUGUAAUUUAUCAACACGAGUACAACACUACACAUGGACAUUCAGAUGUCAUCCAAGGCUUGCAACACACGGCUUCAUGAUCAUUAAUUACUUGUUCUCACUCGACAUUCCAUUUACAAUCUAGUCCUUCAGGUGAGGUACAAGGUCCUUCAGAUGAGGUACAAAAUUCAUAAUGAGGAUUGAGAUUUCUCAGAUGAGGUACAGUUCCUCAGGUGAGGCACCAGGUACCUCAGACUUGACUCAAGGUACCUCAAGUGAGGCACCAGCUUGUUACACAUAUCCUUUGAGGUCUGAUGUCUAGCAUUUGUGUGCAUACGUUUAAUAUAAAUAGUAUUUUAUUUACACGAAAGUUCUGAUAGUAUAUAUUAAGAUUCACAAAUAUGGUAAGGUGGUUGUGUAUAUUUAUUUGCUGUCUAGUACAGUAUUCUGGUGUAAAUGUUUCAUUAUUAAACUCACCAAAAUAA
Molecule: messenger RNA, 10753 nt
Organism: Procambarus clarkii (red swamp crayfish)
Lineage: Eukaryota; Metazoa; Arthropoda; Malacostraca; Decapoda; Cambaridae
Biological process (GO): protein phosphorylation
Molecular function (GO): ATP binding; protein kinase activity
Source: RefSeq, a predicted model, not a curated record